AUGGCUCCAUCAGCAAAAGCUACUGCAGCUAAGAAGGCUGUUGUCAAGGGUACUAAUGGUAAGAAGGCUUUGAAAGUGAGAACUUCUGCCACUUUCAGAUUACCAAAGACAUUAAAGUUGGCUAGAGCUCCAAAAUAUGCAUCCAAGGCUGUGCCUCAUUAUAAUAGAUUAGAUUCCUACCAAGUAGUGGAACAACCAAUUACUUCUGAAACCGCUAUGAAGAAAGUGGAAGAUGGUAACACUUUAGUUUUCCAAGUUUCCAUGAAGGCUAACAAGCAUCAAAUUAAGAAGGCUGUUAAGGAAUUAUAUGAAGUGGAUGUCUUGUCCGUUAAUACUUUGGUUAGACCAAAUGGUACUAAGAAGGCUUACGUUAGAUUGACUGCUGAUUAUGAUGCUUUAGAUAUUGCUAAUAGAAUUGGUUACAUUUAA
This is a messenger RNA of Naumovozyma castellii, 429 nucleotides long. RefSeq names its product 60S ribosomal protein uL23 (gene RPL25). The transcript has a single exon. The coding region runs from base 1 to 429 and encodes 142 amino acids. The record is from RefSeq and is a predicted model, not a curated record. Lineage: Eukaryota; Fungi; Ascomycota; Saccharomycetes; Saccharomycetales; Saccharomycetaceae.